UGUGAAGAGCUCUUCUGUAAUGGCGGCAAAGACAAAAUAACGUAUGCUGUUUGACGUCCAGUGGAAAACUGGACUUUUUACCUAUAUCAGAGGAUGGCAGCUUGUUAUUGUGAUGUAGCAUCAAUGAUACAAACUGGUGUCUUAUGAAGACCUGUACAUGUAACGGGCAGUGUAUCCAACAAAAUGACUAGUGGCUCUGAAGAUGAACUUAUGUCCAGCAAAACACAAAAUGAUGCAACCCAUAGUACAGAGGAGGAUUUCUACCCAACAAAGAUCUGGGGCUUGGAUUACUACUUCAUGAUAUUUAACAAGAUGUACAUAGCCGAUGUUCUACAGUUGAGAGAGAAUACCAUGUUUCCAGGGACAUACAUGUACAGAAGCCAUCCAUUAUUCAAGGUCGACAUCAUUGGAAUAGUUGUCAAAGUGGAACAGAAUCACACAUGUUUUACAUACACAGUUGAUGAUGGGACAGGUGUCAUUCCCUGUUGCUGUUGGAGAAAGGACCUGUUUAAUAUGCCAGAUCCUGGGACAAAUUGGUUGGGACUUCCUUCUGACCUGCAAGGUUUGGCAGCCCGAAUUGCUGACCACAAGACACAUGAGGGCUACAUGCUCGGAGAUUUGCUACGGAUACGAGGAAAAGUGAAGAUGUUCCGAGAUCAACGGGAAGUGGUUGCCCUGUACCAUACACGACUUGAUGACCCUAUGGAAGAGGUGCUGCGAUUAGCUGAACUGCCUAAACUGUACAAACAAAACUAUGACCAACCUUUCCAACUCCCACGCAAGGUUCAGCUGGAGAUAGACAGCAAUCAAAGGGAAACUGCUACUGGAGUCUUGUCAAAGGAAAGCCUGGUGCUGCAAAUGAAGAAAGCAUUGAUGAACUAUUUCCAGAAGAAUCAGACAAGGGAGAUUACUCUCCUAGAUAACUUACUGGGACAAAUAGACUUCAAGUUUAUGUGCAAUGAAUACGAGAAGAAAUGGUGUGCAGAGGAAGCGCUGGCACGCCUUGAAGAGGAGGGAAAGAUCUGCACUCGACAAGAACAAGAACAUAACGUGCUGGAGGUACUUACAAACUCUUCUGCUCUAGAAAAGACUCUUCUUGACAUCCUCGGCAAGAAAUGUUCCAACUCAAAGUAUGCAGACACAGGGUGCCACUUUCUUAACCUGCACCAAGAAGUUUGUCGGACAUACCAGUAUGCUAAGGUCAAGGUCAGUGCAGUUUGCACCUGUCUCACACAACUGGAAGAAAACAGUGACAUCAUUAGGAUAGCUAAAGACAAGUAUAGGACAGUGUCGUAAGUUCUCUUCCGUAAAACAUCAAGGUCAUGAAGUGAAGGUCACUGCCAAACAACAACCUACCUGGUCAUCCAACAGUGAAUGUCAGUGCUAUUUGGUGAUUUUAUAUAUCUGAUCUUGGGUAAUAAACAUUCAAGGUCAUAAAGCAAAGAUCAAGGUCAAACUACUAUGGCCAUCCAAUCGUGAUUUUAAUUUUAUUUUGGGGGCCUCCUUAUAAGUACAUAGCUGUACCUCAUAGAGCACUUUGGUGACAACAUGUUAUGUCAGCGUGUGACUUUGCUUUGAUUUCCAAAGUCUUUCUGACAUCAAAAUAAGGACAGGAUUCUGUUGACUUUCCACCGACUUCCAAGGUCAUCCAGAAAUACAACGAACUGAUCUCUGGAUUCAACUUGUUCUUUCAAAGUCAUCAUAUUUGCUGUUUUGCUAAUCCUUGUCAAGAUAAUUCAGUUAUUUGAUUGAAUGUGAUCUUUUGAUCCUGCAACCUCUGACCCGGAAGAUUUUGUACAUGUAACUUCUAAGCUGCAUGUUGUAAAUGACACUGCACUAAUGUAGUGUGCCAUUUGUAUUUUACAAAUUAUAUUUAUUUUUGCUAUUA
Messenger RNA from Pecten maximus, 1888 nucleotides. RefSeq names its product CST complex subunit STN1-like. The transcript is spliced from 10 exons. The record is from RefSeq and is a predicted model, not a curated record. The coding region runs from base 184 to 1296 and encodes 370 amino acids. Lineage: Eukaryota; Metazoa; Mollusca; Bivalvia; Pectinida; Pectinidae. Gene Ontology annotation, biological process: nucleotide-excision repair; double-strand break repair via homologous recombination; DNA replication. Gene Ontology annotation, cellular component: DNA replication factor A complex; site of double-strand break; chromosome, telomeric region.